Molecule: messenger RNA, 2361 nt
Organism: Pseudo-nitzschia multistriata
Lineage: Eukaryota; Bacillariophyta; Bacillariophyceae; Bacillariales; Bacillariaceae
Source: the annotation of a GenBank genome assembly
CGCAGUCUGUUCGUUUCAGAGCGAUUGUUCUUCUCGAAAUCGGCAACCAACGGAAGCGAACGAAUUGCCUCUGUCGCUAGUCUGUGCCAUAGCAAUUUUUCCACCGAUCGAUCGACCAAKCGACAGCAAUCCGAAGCGAGCAACGAACGCAAAAAAAAAGGCGGAACCACGGCCUCGCCGCCAGAGAAAAGCAAGACAAAGCAAAGCAAAGCAAGACAAACCAAAAAAGCGCAAAACCAAUCGCGAUGCCGGCCACGUCCGACGAGGAAAUCCAGCGGCAGCACCAGGAAGCCCUGGUGCUGGUCGAGGGCGAUGCCGCAACGGACCAAAAACCGAUGCCCUGCGCUCCACGAAACGAACUGGGAGAGAUUUCGCUGGAAGACAAGACGAGGCCCACCUAUCCGUUUGCCUUUUACGAUACGUCCAAGYCGGGUGGAAACAGAGACACGGAAGAAGCAGAGACCGARCCAGAAACCUCGUCGUCCGAUUCGGACGCGUCCUCCUCGUCGUCCUCGGAUUCUUCGCCUCCCAUGCUGCAGGAGCCCCUGCUCCGCAACCCGACCUGCUGGUCGACGCGGGGAUUUGUCGACGUUUCGAAACUCCAGGAAAUGGUCCGGGAGGGCUUCGAUUGCGACUACCGCACCGAGGAAACAAUGCCGGACUUGUCGCCCACCAACUACUGGGACCCCCGCAACGCCGACAAGUUCAACGUCAYCCUCACGCGGCCCUCACACGACGCCUGGGGAAUCGGCAAGAUCGUCCUCGUCUUCUCCGACGACUUUCUCACGAGGGUCUACCGAUUUCCCUGGUGGAAGGACUUUGAAAAAGCCCUGGAACCGAUCAUCGGCGCCAUUUUUCCGCAGGCCGGCAACCAAAAGGGGGUCCUCGUCCGUGCCCUCCUGGCGAGUCUCCCACCGGGCUCGACGAUCCCCGUCCACCACGACAGCGGGGAGUGGGUCAAGCAAACCCACCGGGUCCACGUUCCGAUCCUGGUCGAGGAUCCGUCAAGGGUGGUCUUUCGCUGCGGGCCGUCCACCGAGCUCCUGSAGCGGAUCAGCUGCGAACCGGGGCACGUCUUUGAGAUCAACAACCAGGCCAAGCACGCCGUCAGCAACUGCGAUCGAGUGCACCGGGUCCACCUGAUCCUGGAUUACGUGGUGCAGGAUACCACCGCCGGUAACGGUGCCAAUGCCAAUGCCAGUGCCAAUGCCAAUGCCAGUGUCAAACAACAACAAAAAUCUACGCUGGAACCGAUCCAGCUGGAUCCCGGCGAAAAGCUGGUCCAAACGAGGCGAUCCGUGGACCGCGUCAAGAACAUGACCCCCCGGCCCACCCCGUCCUUCAUUGUUCUGGGGGCGCAAAAAGCUGGCACCACCAGUCUGUACCACUACAUCAACGAGCACCCGUGGGUUUUCAAGGCCCGGCGGCGGGAAACCCACUGCCUCGACUGGAGGUGGGACGGAGCGCUCAAGACCAAGGCCGGCCAGCGCAAACACUGCCAAAARUUCUUUUUCACGGAGGAAAUGAAACUGCGGCCCUCGUGCAUGACGGGCGAUUCGACCCCUAGCUACCUUUUGGACAGCCGGAGGGUCAUUCCCCGUCUCAAGCGGGUCUUCGAAUGGAGCCACACCGCCCCCGACAAGAGCAAUCGCAACAGCAAGAUGAGAUUCUUUGUCAUGAUGCGGGAUCCCGUCCAGAGGGCGGCAUCGCACCAUGCCAUGGUGACCUCCCCGGAUGGAACUCCCGCACAGCUCAAAACGAGGGGAACGGAAUGGAGGGGCAAGACYCUSUGGGAGGUCGUGAAGWUGGAACUGGCCAAGAUGGACGGCUGCGGGCUGAUUCCCUACUGGAACAUCGAGGAAGGGACCCUCGACAAAGAGUCCUUUGCUCGCUUUGCCGGCAGCCCCGGGGAAGCCGAAGCAUGGAACCGGUACCUGCAGCAACACGUCCCGCUCUACACGGGCUCGUACGGACUGCUGACGAGGGGGAUGUACGCGUUGCAGCUACGGCCCUGGCUGCAGUCCUUUGACCGGGACCAGUUCUUGUGCCUGAAGCUGGAAUCCAUGAAGGCCGCGAACGGGGUCCAGGACACGAUGCAGAGGGUCUGGGCGCACCUGGACCURCCCAACCACCCCAUCCAGGACGAGUCGGCCAAGAACAGCCGUKCCUACGACGCCACGGACCCGGGCGUACGAGACUACCUGCGCCGGUUCUUUGAGCCCCACAACAAGAUCCUGGCUUCCGUCCUGGGCGAGACGAGCACGGAGGAAUGGAGGGACCCGUGGCCUUAUCCGUGAUGGAAACCUGCGCGUGGCAGCUAAAACAAUAGUAGUCGGCUGUGAACAAAGAACAGUUAAUUUU